AUGGCCGGUGUCGCUACAGGCAACACAGAAGAUCCUGUCCCAGCAAAUGGCACGUUGUUGUUCGUCAACAUUACGGGACCAACCGACGGUCGCCAUAGAGAGGCUUCUGUUCAAACGAAGAUCCGACAACAUGUCAUGCGCGAUGUUACUAAAGUGCACCGCAAGCUACCUCGAAAGCGCCGCUCCAGGUUGGAUACCGCCGACCUCCUGAGUAAGGGCGAUUCGAGGGAUAAGACAAACAAUGCAGUCAUAUUUAGCGCUAGUUCGCACAAAGGUCACCCUGAGAAAAGAAAAGAUGAUGAGAAGGCGGCUGGCACCACUGGAUCGCGCAAUAUUUCUCUAGGAAAAGCCCCUGCGGUAAUAAUUCCUGCUACUGAGAAUAACGAGACCGCUUUGAAUAUCUCCAAUGAGCAUUUGUCAGAGUGCCAGAAGCACACGGCUCUUCAAAGUCUUGCUGUUGAACAGCAUCCCCUCUCUGCGUUGUAUCGAGGAUUGGUGGGCACGAGUAAACUCCCGGCUUACAGUUUGGCAUAUGCUGUAAUGCGGAAUGUCAAACCUGAUCAUGCACCUGGUAGAAGCUUCCUGUUUCCGUUCGCCUUCGGAGACGCGCCUUUCUCUGAAAAGGUCCUCACCGGUCGACGUAUGCGAGAGAUAGUCCGCUUGAGUCCAGAGCAAAGUAUCACAGUGGCACUCAAAGGGUUCACUGAUGUGUUGAGCCGUAUUAGAAACAGAUUAGCCGGCUCCAAUCUAAAGGUAGCCUUAUCCGAUGACACUGUCUUGUCUGUUAUUGACUCUAUCUGUUACAAUUUUGCAUGGGAAGAUUUGAGUCAAGUGACAUGCCACUUUGAUGGCUUGCACGUCAUGGUGAAAUGUAGAGGUGGAUUAUCCAGUUUCUCGAAACAGCCAGAUAUUCAACUAAUGAUUAUUUGGAUUGAUGUAACAGCGGCUCUGAUAUUUGAGCAAGAUCCACGAUUUACUCUACCAACCGAUUUUGUCUCUGUCCACCGUCACUCUGAAAUGUCUGAAACAAUUUGGGAUCUAUUGAACCUGGUCAGGGAGCUUGAGUCAUAUGCUGCACAUAGAGCACUCUUCGAUGCAUUGACAGAAGCCACUUGGAUUGCAAAAAGUGCCGGUGUCACUGGUAUCUCCGCAGCAAUAGGCUCAACACGCGGGCUGUGGACUUUCACAGCCGGUAUGGCGGAUUUGCACAGCCAACAACCAAUCGAGCUGUCCCAUAUCUUUGGGAUUGGCAGUAUUACCAAAUUAUUCACUGCUGUCGUUAUUUUCCAGCUUAUUGAAGAAGGUAAACUGCGAUUAUCAGAUACAGUCGGCCAGCUAUUAGAUCCAGAAAUAUACAAGAAUAUCGACAACGCCGCGGAAGCAACCAUCACACUCCUUCUAACCCACCAUACCGGUAUUGAUAAUUGGGAAGAUGACCCUGAAUGCAUCAGGGCUAGUCGUGGCAGCGAACUAGAUCCAGCUCACAAAUGGAGCAAAAGCGAGCCUCUAGAUUAUCUCCGGCGUCCCAGGCUGACGGCUCCAGAACGUGGUAACUACUACUAUUCCAAUGCCAACUACGAGCUUCUGGGCUUCAUAAUUGAGAGUAUCACUCAAAACACCGCAGAGGUAGAAAUCCGUCGAAGAAUUAUAGAGCCGCUUGCCAUGGAGCACACUUUCCUGGAGGUAUUCGAAUCCAAGAGCAAGGGCGACAUACCACGAAGAUACCACUUUGCUACGGAAUCGUAUCGCAAAACGGCAGCCAUGAAUCCUGCCUUGCCAGAGGUUGAUGACGGCAGACUUAUAGACUGCACCGCAUCCAACCUAUCAGUUGAAUGGGUAGCCGGUGGCAUCCUUUCAUCGCCCUCUGAUCUUGUCAAAUUGGCGACUGCUCUCCGCGAUGGCAGACUUCUCAGUAGAGAGUCCUUAGCAACAAUGAAGAUGUGGCGGCCAACUACAAAUGCGGCCUCUGAAAUAGGCCAUUGUCUCUUCAAAAUGAAAGAUUCUGAGGAAAACACAUGGCUGGGCCACUUUGGCGGCGUCUUGGGCUUUACAGGAGCUCUGUGGUGGAAAGACGAUGGCGAUUGCGUGUUAUCGGUAUUAUCUAAUGUUGGGACAAUGCAUGCUGGCAAGGUGCCGACCAGUGGAGCUCAUGUACUCCUGGAGACUAAGUUGCGAGAGAUUGCCAUUCAGUUGGCAUCUGUAGGAAAGACGUCGUCGUUAUAGCUUGCCUUCAUGCUCUCUGCUUUAUCUAGUUGUCGCAAGUUUAACAGCGUUGCUAUUAUGCUUCUAAGAUCUGAUGAUGGCUUGGCUAGUCCAUGUUUA
Molecule: messenger RNA, 2322 nt
Organism: Trichoderma atroviride IMI 206040
Lineage: Eukaryota; Fungi; Ascomycota; Sordariomycetes; Hypocreales; Hypocreaceae
Source: RefSeq, a predicted model, not a curated record